Molecule: messenger RNA, 909 nt
Organism: Gigantopelta aegis
Lineage: Eukaryota; Metazoa; Mollusca; Gastropoda; Neomphalida; Peltospiridae
Product: phospholipid scramblase 2-like
Exons: 8
Coding region: 195-887 (230 amino acids)
Biological process (GO): plasma membrane phospholipid scrambling
Cellular component (GO): plasma membrane
Molecular function (GO): phospholipid scramblase activity
Source: RefSeq, a predicted model, not a curated record
AAGAAACAAAUUAUGAUUGGCGCGCUUGUAACUUCCUAUCAGGAGAUAACUCUCAACGGUCUCUUGGUCGUCAAGUGUUUGUAUUGUUCUUCGUUUUCCAGUAUGAUCACGCUUUAGAAGAAUCGUUUACUUUGGUAUUGGGUUUCUUCACAAAUAAAUGUCAAGUGUCAAGUUAAUUUAAUCUGAAACCAGACAUGGCAAAUCGAGGAACUCCUCCUGGUCUCGAGUACCUGACCAUGGUCGACCAGCUGCUGAUUCAUCAGAAAGCAGAGAUCUUAGAAGCACUUACUGGAUUUGAGACAAGUAAUAAGUAUGUCAUAAAAAACAGUCUCGGACAGCAAAUCUAUUAUGCUGUAGAAGAUACUGACUGUUGUACUCGAAACAUCUGUGGCCGGAAACGGCCAUUUGACAUGAAGAUUUUGGACAAUGCACAGAACGAGGUUAUCCAUCUGUACAGACCUCUGAGAUGCACUAUGUGCUGUUUUCCCUGUUGUUUACAAAAGAUUGUGGUGGAGGCGCCCCCUGGCCAAGUGGUGGGUUACGUCAGCCAGUGCUGGUACCUGUGUUACCCUCACUUCACUGUCAAGGACAGCCAGCAGAAUCCAUUUUUCAAGAUCAACGGACCACUCUGCCAGUGUUCUAUGUGUGGAGAUGUGGAAUAUAAGAUUAAUACUUUCGACGGGGCAGUGCAUGUCGGGCAGAUCAACAAGCAGUGGAGUGGUGUGCUGAAGGAGCAGUUCACCGAUGCAGACAACUUUAGCAUCAGCUUCCCACUCAACCUGGAUGUCACCAUGAAGGCCGUCUUACUGGGAGCAGUGUUCCUCCUUGAUUACAUGUUCUUUGAAAAAGGUACCGAUGAAAAUCAAGGACUUUUACAACGAAUGUAACGAAAUAAAUUUGUAUGCAUAA